AUGGCCUUUCCCGUCGAUCAGCCCCGCAGGGCCCGUCGAUCAUCCAUCUCAGACCACAUCCACCGCGUCUUUAGCAAAUCUAUGGAUAAAAGACAUUCCGACUUUAUUCCCCCAGUUCCAUUUCUUGCCCGUGAAGCUCUCGCACAGGAAGCAGCCGACGGUAAUUCCUAUGCGCAACACUCCCACGAUGAGACCGGCCCCAGCUCGCGCUCUUACUCCUCUCACUCUCGUUUACCCUCCUCCGGUACACCUGGAUCGAGUCUACCAAUCGCAAACGGGGCCUCUAUAGAGGAUGAUACUCCAAUCCAACAAAGGACGCCCGUGCCUAGCCACCCCAAUGGAGAUGGAGACAUUAUCUGCAAAUCUCCAACGUGGGACAAAUCCAAGAAAGAAAAGCGCGUCACACGGCGCUUGGAAGCCGAGAGAAAAGAACUCGAGAAACGGUUGCUAGCACUUGAGGAUGCCCAAUCCAAGGCCGACCUCGGAAUCUAUGAACGAUCCGCUCGCCGUCUGACCAAGAAACAACCGGUGAGCAGCUCAAGCAGAAGCUCCAGUGCGAAUGCAGAGCGUCCGAAAUCGUCAAGUGGGUUUUCCUCGAUAUUCCGGCGAUCACGCCGCAAUUCAAAUUCGAGCGAUGUGGACUUUCCGUCUGCCGAGUUUAGCCAGCUUAGGACGGAUACGAACCCGCCCUCUCUGCCGCUAGCUCUACCGGAAAGGUUUGGAACGGCCAUCACUCGAGAGCUACAGUCCAAGCAUGGUACCGCACUAAAUCUCUCCGCUUCGAAUAAAAUGCCCAACGCGACCCAGCAGGGCCGCUCAUUGCACGCCUCCGCAAAGUCUGAUGAUCUUCGGGAGAACUGGAGGAUGUGGGAAGCCUGGAAAGCAAAAGACAUCCAGUCCAAUCGGUCAGUGUCGGAGCAGAUUCCGAAAGGUAGUCGAUCCAUUGGAAACGCUGCUCGGAACCGCGAGACACUGGCAUCCUCGGACGAUCUAGAUAGGGAGCUGUUUUCCGCAGCUCUGAAGCAUGACAGAAAGAGUGUGCCCGCCACAGAAAAUCCUCUUGAUCGUGUGGCUCAUCAUGGUCAUUCUGUCAGGGCUACUAGCAUGCCAAUGCCGCAGAGCGUGAGCCAGCCCAGUUUCCAUCCACCCGGUUAUCCCAGUUCCCCUACUCAAGUCACCACGACACGUCAGUUACAGGAAAUGACACCCCCGGAAACUCCAGAAGCUUCAGAAAAUGCGCCAAGUCCAUCCAGUGCCAGGUCUUAUCUACCACCCAACCCAGCACAAACAAACUCCGCGGCGAAUCUUGCCAGGAAGAAUCGAGUGGAUCCCUUCCCACGAGCAUACAAAUCGUCUCCCCUCGCGCUGAACCCUGCACACACAGAUGAAUCGACCCAGAAUGACUCCAGUAUUCCCGAAUCACCGACAGCACAGAACCUUGACCAUGCAAGCUCACCCCAGCUCCCCCACUCCCCCACUCAAACUCUUCCCGAGGGUCGAGAGAGAAGCAAAUUGCCGAUUGCGUCGUCGCACACCCCAAAACGAACUGCCAGUCGUUUCAAGGAAAACUUCCAAGAAUCUCCACAGUCGGUCGAACUCCCACAGGUUCCAGUGAAGAGCGAAAGACGGAGCCAAGAGAAUCGGAGAAUGCCAACUACAUCAACCGAGACGCUCGGAGACAUCCCGCCAUGUCCUUUCCAGGUAGCUGUCCGAUCCCCAUUCCAUACAGGAAGUGUUUCACCCGGCGAGAGAAACAGCCGAACAUCCAAGGACCUGUCGGAUGGCACUUACGCUAUUCCUGCGAGAUCUCCCCGCCGAGCUUCUUGCACUUCCACUGAACUCCCAGGGAAUAUCAUUGCCGUUGGAGGACCCGGAGGGCUCAUACCAGGACAUAGCCGUACUUCUUCGCACGCCUCCUCCCACGACGGUCAUUCAAAUUAUGACACUGCCGAUGAAGAUACCCCUGAGUCCCCUGGAUUCAAACGCAAUUCGCUGACUCGCGUGGAUACCAGUCCUUCGAUCUCUGCUGUCGAAUUCCCGGUCGUACAGGAGGCUCCCGUCAGUCCACUCAUUCAACCCAGCAUUCAGCCUAGUCUGCAAUCUGGAGUUCGACCCAGCACCCAGCCAGGCAUUCAACCUAGCAUCCAGCCCAGCGUCCAGUCCAGCAGCCAGUCGGCCUUGCAGCCUAUCCUGCAGCCUGCUGCUCGUCGCGACACUUAUCGCGGCAUACAGUACGGCUCCCAGCCUGGCACUCAGCCCGAAAUUCACCCCAGCAUCCAACCCAGCAGUCAACUGGAUACCCAACCAGGUAGCCAAACCGGCAGCCUCCAAACGCGACCAGGCCCCAUGAGCAUCCUCAAAAGAAAAUCCCAAAAAGAGAAAACAGCCCGCAACCCACAAACCGUCGCUAAGAUCUUUGUGAUCUGCUGCCGCUGCAAGUACUGGCACGACCCACCCUCCGAAGUCUAUGCCCGUCUCGCCUGCCCCGAGCGUCUAGGCUCAGAUCCCAAGCUGGGCAGAUCUCUCUCCAAGAAACAACCCAAUAGCAGUACCCGCAAGCUGACCGGAUCGCGAUCAUUGCCAUUCGGCCAAUUCCCAGCUCCCCAGCCCGAUCUACGACCUGCGCCUCUUCUGCCUCGGAAGGUGACCUGCUGCUGGUGUGGACAUAACAUGAGCCGCUCUUGUUGUGAGGGUUGGACUACUGUUGUUGAGAUGCGUGAGCGCCACCAUUGA
Messenger RNA from Penicillium coprophilum, 2733 nucleotides. RefSeq lists its product as uncharacterized. The record is from RefSeq and is a predicted model, not a curated record. Lineage: Eukaryota; Fungi; Ascomycota; Eurotiomycetes; Eurotiales; Aspergillaceae. The coding region runs from base 1 to 2733 and encodes 910 amino acids. The transcript is spliced from 2 exons.